This is a messenger RNA of Cuscuta europaea, 593 nucleotides long. Lineage: Eukaryota; Viridiplantae; Streptophyta; Magnoliopsida; Solanales; Convolvulaceae. The record is from the annotation of a GenBank genome assembly.
CGAUGAAGCCUUCGGGGGCGCAGGAGGUAUCCCCGUUUCGAAGAUGAACGUGAAAGGCCUUGCUCGAUUUAAGAACAAGUCGGCCAAGGAUCCGAAGGGGUCGGAUGCGGGCGGCCAGAAGCCCGUUGGUGCGUUAUUCAAGAAGCCCGAGGACGAUGUUGCAGCCGCGAAGAGGAAAACGACGACCAAGGAAUCCCCCCCGGCUACCAAGAGAUCGAAGAAGGGGGACGCCACGAAGAAGGACCCCCCGUUAGUGAUCGUGAAUGAGCAUUCCACCUCCGGGCUGGUCGUGGAUGUGCCGACGGCUGGAAAGCCUGCGGGGACAGAAGAUUUGCCCCCGGAGGUCCUGCAGGUUUCCCUCCCGAGGGGAACAGCCGUGACCAAGUGCACGGUCAACCCGAGGGUGCUCCUGAGGGGCAUGACCCCUGAAACAGAUGGGGCCACCUUCGGAGCUUUAGAUGACGUGGCGCUAGAGGAACAGAUCCUCCGAUCUUCCUUAACUGCUUGCCUUGCCCUCGGCGAACAGGCUCGACGGUUGGAGGAAUGGCGUCUCCACAAAGCUGGGCAAGAUGCAAAGAUGAAGGAGCUCAUUC